AUGGCAAUGAUUGUGACAUCUAUUGAGCGGUUAGUGAAGUAUGUGAUGAGUGUAUGGCAUUUUACAACCAAACCAUUAGACAUGAGCGACGCGGAUGUGUUUGUCAAAGAGUUUGACAAACUUUUGCAAACUUUGGAUUCAGUUACCAGUGAUUUGCGAAUAGAUUUGAUCGCAAGAGUUGAACGCAAACUAAAUCAAUACAAAAAUGUCUGUAAGGAGAAAGAUAUUUGCGAACCAAACGAGACAAAUGUCUGUCAAAGUGAUAGUCAUUUGACUCAUGAAAACAAACGACAGACAAGAAGUUGUCGAAAGACUGUUCCCAAAGAUAAAGAGACACUUGUGGUGAAGAAAAUGACAAACAAUUGUCACCAAAACUCAGAUGAAGUGAAGGAUAGAGUUGUGCCCAAAAGAAAGUGGAGGAGAACUCAAGACAUCAAUGACUUGAAGUGCAAAUAUUGUGGCAAAAUAUGGCGAUCUCUGUCCCAUUUGGAGAUACACUUGCGAUCGCAUACGGGAGAGAAGGUAUACGAGUGUCCAGACUGUGGCCAACGGUUCUCUCAAUUGGCAGGACUUCAGGUGCAUGUGAGGCGACACACGAACGACCGGCCCUUUGGGUGCGAUCUCUGCCAUAAAGCCUUUUACACCAGAAUUGAUUUGACUCGACAUAAGACAACUCACAAACAAUUCAAACAAAUCACUCAAUGCUGUCAUAUAUGCGGCAAAGGGUUUAACGAUAAGCACAAAGUCCGCAAUCAUAUCAGGUAUGUCCACGAGAAGAAGGAAUCAGUGGUCUGUGAGAUCUGUGGCCACACAACACACGGCCAGCACUUACUCUAUGCCCACAAACGGGCCAAACAUGAGAGGGUCUCUCCGAUCGCGUGUCCCGUCUGUUCACAAGUGAUCGCUUCUAAGAGUGCUUUUGUCAUUCAUUUGAGAUCUCACGCCGACAUAAAGCCGUGCGCUUGUGAUGUAUGCGGCAAACAGUUCCGCAGCAAAUCACAAGUGAGUAGACAUAAGCUGACACAUGAAGAGGGACGACAUGUUUGUGACAUUUGCGACAAAAAGUUUAAAACGGCUCAUCAUUUAAAGCGCCAUAAAAUCAUUCAUUUUCCCGAAGAGAAACCAUUUAAGUGUCAUUUAUGUGAUUAUAAAUGUAAUGUCAACUCAAAUAUAGUGAAACACGUGAAGGGAGUGCAUGGAAUCGUCACCUUUUCGUUGGUCUCAGAGAAGAGUGUUGUCCAACAGACAGAUGAAGACGCCCUCAGAAAGGGGUCUAUUAUUACACAACAAGUACUUAAAGACAUUGCGAUCACCAAAGGAGAGAAGAUUACAGUUAAGGAAUUGAAACGUUUGGACGAAAAGAAAAAGCAAGAAAAAGAGCUCAUAAUUAAGCGAAUGUCUGAUAACGUAAACCAUAGAAAACAGUUAAUUAAGAGUCGAUUUAAGAAACCAAAAAAGGAUAUUCUGGACGACGCCUUCACCUCAACAUUCAAUGAUAACAAUAGUAAUACAGGCGCUGAGAUUCAUACUAUUGAAGCACCGGUUGGACUGACUAUUGAUGUGAAUCCAAUACCAGUAUUACCACAGAUUGUGAUCCCAAGGCCUGAAGAUAUCUUUGAAAUUCAAACCACAAAAGAAAAUACAAUUGUGACAGACGUCCAGAAUUAUAAAGAUUACUUGGCCAUACUGACAAGUGAGUAG
Oppiella nova is the source of this 1701-nucleotide messenger RNA. NCBI's taxonomy places the organism in Eukaryota, Metazoa, Arthropoda, Arachnida, Sarcoptiformes, Oppiidae. The record is from the annotation of a GenBank genome assembly.